Labrus bergylta (ballan wrasse) is the source of this 1636-nucleotide messenger RNA. NCBI's taxonomy places the organism in Eukaryota, Metazoa, Chordata, Actinopteri, Labriformes, Labridae. The record is from RefSeq and is a predicted model, not a curated record.
GAGACCGGAAGUGAAAGACACGGAAGAAGAAAAUGGAGGCGGCAGUGUUCAUCCUGUCGCUAGUGGACUGCUGUGCACUGAUUUUCCUCUCGGUCUACUUUAUCAUCACUCUGUCUGAUUUGGAGUGCGAUUACAUCAACGCCCGAGCAUGCUGCUCCAAACUCAACAAAUGGGUGAUUCCAGAGAUGGUGGGUCAGUGUCUCUCCACCAUGCUGAUGCUGGUCUCCAUGCACUGGUUCAUCUUCCUCCUCAACCUGCCUGUAGCUGUCUGGGACAUUUAUAGGUACGUGAAGGUCCCGAUGGGGAACAUGGGCGUGUUCGACCCCACUGAGAUCCACAACCGGGGCCAGCUCAAGUCCCACAUGAAGGAGGCCAUGAUCAAACUGGGCUACCACCUGCUCUGCUUCUUUAUUUACCUGUACAGCAUGAUCCUGGCUCUGAUCAACGACUGAAGCCCCGCCCCCAUCAGGCUCUCUGAUUCCCCCCUGCUGCCAAACUCCAGGACAACCCCCCCAAUCUACACACACACACACACACACAUCCUGUCCUGUGUGUGUGUACAGUUCUGCUCUGUCGUCACAAUCUCAGCGUUUACCUUUAAUACGGAGGUUAACAUUUAAUCAUCUAACACUUCAUCACAUCAUCAGCGUAUAAAGAAAACUACACAUCGUAAUUCUCUGUGAUCUCAAACAUCCUCACACCGAAAGAUCCAAAAAAUGAUAGAACACUCACGACAAGAUAGGAAGAGAAAACCCGCUGUGUGCCAGCGUGAGGUACCUCACAAGAUGUAAAUAAUGAAAACGGAUGUAAACAAACCUGGUGACUCCAGCCUGUGUUAACCUGUUCAUCCUUUUAGUGAGAUCCUACCUGUUUUAAGUAUGUGAACCACAUUCAUGCUAGCCAGUGUUAGCCUCAGUGCUAAUGUGUUUACAGAUGCUUUGAAACAUCACCAGCAGCUAGCCUCUCUCUCUCUCUCUCUCUCUCUCUCUCGCUCGCUUGCUCGCUUGCUCUCUCUCUUUCUCUCUUUCUCUCUCUCUCUGAAAAAACCAUCCAGCCUAAAUCUCAAAUAUAAAUCAGUGAUAGGUUUAUGAAAUAAUAUUAGACCUCAUCUCUAAGGCCCUCACAUCAGCAGAUAAUCAGAACAUCAUUGUUGACAGAGUUGGCCAAUCGGAGGAAAGUGGGCACGUAGGGAGGGGGGAUGGGGGGGCGCCUUAAAGAGACAGUAGCUGAAAUGAGAGAUUUUACAGACAACAGUAUCAGAUAAAUAAGGAGGUUUUUUUUGGGCUACACAUCUCGCUGCACUACUCAAUCGGUUUCCCAGGCGGACAUACACAUACCAAUAUCAGCUGUUUAAAAUUGAUAACUUAUUAUGUUAAAAUAAUAAAAGACAAUAUUUUAUGUGCAGGUCCUCAGGAGGCCGCUGACACAAAAAAAACUACUGAAGAAUAAAUAUUUAACAAUUAAUAUACUGUAAUUUUAUACAACAUAUGUCUGAUCUGCUGAACGUGAUGGAUACAGUGCUGGAAGGAUUGUUAACUAUGGAGUCAGAGCGCCCUCUGCUGGACAAACUACAUGACGCUAUUCUAACCAUACAUGUUUUGUUUUUAAAUUCAUAAAUAUGGAUCAGCUGAAGUAA